AGCCGGGACUCUUAAAAUAAGAGCAGAAAGCUGAAAAGGUCACUUAGAAGCUCUUUUAUGUCUAGCAGAGUGACAAAGCCACAGGAAACAGUAGACAGAGAGUGUAUUGUGGGUCAUUUUCAGAGGACAGAAGAAUAGUACACUCCUGUACUCCUGAUAUCUCACAGUCAGCUCCCACAGCAACAGCUUCCAUCACAAGAGUGAAGGUAAAGACUCUUGACAACAGCCUCAGAGCACAUCUUUGGAUUUCUCUUGUGAAAGGUUCAACAAUCAGAAGCAAAAAUGGGAUGCUAUGGAUUCCUCAAACUGAUGAUGUUUGUUUUCAAUGGCAUCAUCUUUUUGGCAGGUGCUGCCAUCCUGGGUGUUGGGAUCUGGGUGAAGGUGGACAGUGGCUCCAUCCUCAGCUUCCUCGGGAAAAUUGAAAACGCGCCACCAGAGCUCAGUCAGGUGCUCAAUGUGGGCUACCUGUUGAUCGCAAUAGGAGCACUGCUGGUCGUUAUUGGCUUUCUAGGCUGCUGUGGUGCUGUCAGAGAGAGCAAGUGCAUGCUGCUGCUGUUCUUUAUCAUAGUCUUGGUGGUCUUCAUAGCAGAGGUUGCAGGAGCAGUGGUGAUCUUGGUAUUCAGACCCUUAGCAGAUGAGCUGGUUCAAAAGGUUGGCACUGCAGCAGUCAACAACAUCAGGAAAGACUAUGGGAAAAAUGCAGACGUCACAGGACUGUGGAAUACUACAAUGAGCACAUUAAAAUGUUGCGGGUUCUACAACUCCUCAGACUUUGAAGGCUCCCCGUAUUUUGUUGACCACAACAGGCAAUAUCCACCACAGUGCUGUCCAGGCAUGAAUUACCCAUGUAAUCAGACGAUGGCUGACAGCGUCACGACAAUCACCGGUUGCUUCCCAAAGAUCAUGCAGCUGAUCGAUGACAACACGGUGGUUAUUGUGGCAGUGGCGCUAGGAAUUGCAGUUCUGGAGAUAUGUGCCAUGGCCGUCUCCAUGAUCCUUUACUGCAGAAUAAAAUCCACGAGUGCCUAACUACAAAUGGCAAAGACCUUUGAGGAAUCAUUUUAAUCACUGGAGCCUUUCCACUUCCUACAUAUCGCCUCUAGAGGAGUGAGGGUCGAUGCCCUUAUCUUGCAAAAAUGCCUCAUCAUUGAAGACUGAAGUUAAUGUCAGAUCUUGUGCAAUCAGAAUUACUGAAUGAUAUAACAUCUAUUUUUACUACAUUUAAAUCUAUCUAACAGAUGUUGUAUAUGAAUCUAUUUCUUAAGAACACUACAUUUUAUAAAACAGGCUACACACAAUGUCUACAUCACCAGAGAUUAUUUUAAAUGUCAAGCAGUGCUACUACCUGUAACACAUGGCCAGUUAAUGAGGAGUUACAUGAUAACUACACUGUGAUAAUGAAACAAUGGCUGGUAUGAUUGAGACAGGAACCACAAUUGUGAAUGCUAUAAUGCAGCUUGUAAAAUACCAAAAGAAGUGAUACAUUAUUUGUAUGUAUAGUGUAUGGUGAUCAAUUUUGAAAUAAAGUGCAAGUUAUUUCUAGA
Messenger RNA from Lates calcarifer (barramundi perch), 1544 nucleotides. It is a transcript of the gene tspan34b, whose product is annotated as tetraspanin 34b. Gene Ontology annotation, cellular component: membrane. The transcript is spliced from 8 exons. The coding region runs from base 283 to 1029 and encodes 248 amino acids. Lineage: Eukaryota; Metazoa; Chordata; Actinopteri; Centropomidae. The record is from RefSeq and is a predicted model, not a curated record.